This is a messenger RNA of Medioppia subpectinata, 738 nucleotides long. The record is from the annotation of a GenBank genome assembly. NCBI's taxonomy places the organism in Eukaryota, Metazoa, Arthropoda, Arachnida, Sarcoptiformes, Oppiidae.
AAUUAUACUAGGAUUUUAAUGGAUCUCUAAACUGUUCAAGAUUUCACAUUAUAACACUAAUUGUAAAGUUAUAAUUAAAAAAAAGUUAUUAAUUUAUUGUGUGUUUCAUUAGAAGUUUGAAUAAUUUAAAAUUCAGUGAUUAUUUAUGAUAAUUGUUUUAUUUCUGAUAUUUAACUUUAAUAAAUGUUCAAUUGAAACCAACGAUAAUCAUGAAUAAAUUAACAAUAUGUUUUAUAUUUAUCACUUUAUUCGCACUGAUUUUAUGCCAACAAAGCGAGGACUCGGAAGACAGCGAGCCGUCAAACGGUAACAAAUGUGAGCCCAAACCCCAGCCCUGGGCUAAGCCUAAGAACAAUAAGAAGAAUAAUAAGAUGAAGGAUAAGGACGACGAAGAAGACGACGAGGAGGAAGAGCCUAAAGAUAGUGACAAUAAGAAACCCAAUGAUGACGACGACGAGGAAGACGAAGACAAUAACAAGAGACCAGAUUCUGGUGAUAAACAAAAGCCUAAGAAGAAGCCAAAGAACAGUAAACCGAAGGACAAGAAAGAGCCCGAAGAAGACGACGGAGAAGAAGAUGAGCCCAAAGAUGACAACAAACCCAAAGGGAAGCCUAAGAAUAGGAACCAAAAGAAACCGAAAGAUAAUAAACCUAAGGAUGAAGAGGAGGAGGACUGGCCCGCGGGUGAAGAGCCCGAAGAACCCGAGUUGGAGACACCCGAACGCCAGAGACCCGAUC